Molecule: messenger RNA, 464 nt
Organism: Fukomys damarensis (Damara mole-rat)
Lineage: Eukaryota; Metazoa; Chordata; Mammalia; Rodentia; Bathyergidae
Product: cytochrome b-c1 complex subunit 8
Exons: 3
Coding region: 102-350 (82 amino acids)
Biological process (GO): mitochondrial electron transport, ubiquinol to cytochrome c
Source: RefSeq, a predicted model, not a curated record
UUCCGGCCUCUAGAGGCGGCUUCCUGUCCCGCCGGAAGUGACGUAAGAGGCCGGUGGCUCCGUCUCGGUGGAGGGCGAGGUGACCCCGGGCCGCCGCAGCCAUGGGCCGCGAGUUUGGGAAUCUGACGCGGAUACGGCAUGUCAUCACCUACAGCUUGUCGCCCUUUGAGCAGCGCGCCUUGCCGAACCUCCUGAGCAAGGGCAUCCCCAAUGUGCUGCGCCGCACCCAGGGCUCCAUUCUGCGCGUGGCCCCGCCAUUUGUAGUGUUUUAUCUUCUCUACACAUGGGGGACCGAGGAAUUUGAGAAAUCCAAGAGGAAGAACCCAGCUGACUAUGAAAAUGACAAAUGAGCAAUCCAUCUGUGAGACAGUUGCUGCUUCUGAAAGACUUUGUGAGAGGAGUAUGUCUUGUAAUUUCUAGAAGACACAAUAAACUUCCUAUGGGCCUCGUGCUGUGACUUCGCA